Pleuronectes platessa (European plaice) is the source of this 6434-nucleotide messenger RNA. Its product is annotated as aryl hydrocarbon receptor. Gene Ontology annotation, cellular component: nucleus; aryl hydrocarbon receptor complex. Gene Ontology annotation, biological process: regulation of transcription by RNA polymerase II. Gene Ontology annotation, molecular function: nuclear receptor activity; transcription cis-regulatory region binding; protein dimerization activity. NCBI's taxonomy places the organism in Eukaryota, Metazoa, Chordata, Actinopteri, Pleuronectiformes, Pleuronectidae. The record is from RefSeq and is a predicted model, not a curated record. Bases 518 to 3310 code for a protein of 930 amino acids. The transcript has 11 exons.
UUAGCUUGGACUUUUUGUCUGUGAAUAACCUUCAUGUGCAGAGUUUGCAUUUUCCAGCUGAGGACGAGUAAGGUAAACAAAGGGCAAAGGUUUGGAACCAAUCACAGACGGUGACACGGAGGGAGCCACACGUUACAGGGCUGCUGAUUGGCUGAGGCGGGAGAGGAACCAGACGGUGCGAGAGGUGAAGCACUUCCCCCUCAGAAAGUUAUACCACUUCUUCAAAAAACAAGGACCCUCUUUGACCCACAGCGAGAGAGAAAGUGUCUGUGAAUAUGCUGCCUCACCUCCCAUGCUGGGAUCACUCCUCACCGGGGUCGUGUUGAACUGGAUUUACUGCCUGACAAACUGGACUUUUUAAUUUGCUGCAGGAGCCUGGCAGCCAGAGAAGAAGAAGAAGUCAGGGUGUGUCUUGUGCGGACAUAAAAACAAACACACGUAUCUUUUAUGGUGGUGUGAAGGUGACUUGGUUCGUUUCUUCCGAGUGAAAGGACGGACAGAGAAAGUAGGCAGCACCAUGCAGGGGAACGGAGGAGUGUACGCAGUGAAGAGGAGGAGGAAGCCCGUCCAGAAAAAUGUGAAAACUCCACCAGUGAAGACCAAUCCGUCCAAACGCCACCGGGACCGUCUGAAUAUAGAGCUGGACCGACUGACCGGCAUGCUGCCUUUCUCCGAGGAGGUCAGAGGUCGCCUCGACAAACUGUCGGUGCUCCGGCUCAGUGUGGGAUACCUCAAGCUUCAGAGCUACUUUCACGCGGUGCUCCGGAAAAAUGCGAGGUCAUCUCCUCUCAUGCCUGCAAACGGCAGAAAUGGACAGACUGUGUCCCUGGAUGGAGUCGGUUUCUCAGAGGGAGAACUCCUGCUUCAGGCUCUGAACGGCUUCGUGCUGGUUGUGACGACUGAUGGCACGAUCUUCUACUCGUCCCCGACCAUCCGGGACUUCUUGGGCUUCCAUCAGUCGGAUGUCUUCCAUCAGAGUGUGUAUGAUCUCGUUCACGUGGAUGACAGAGAGACGUUCAAGUGUCAGCUCCACUUCGCCCUCAACCCCAGCAAAGCCGACGCAGACAUGAUAGCAGAGGGCGGACAGUCCAGCUCUCAGAACUUCUUGCCUCAGUACCUCCCUCCAGAGAACUCCUCUUUCCUGGAGAGAAGCUUCUGCUGCCGCGUUCGCUGCCUCCUGGACAACACCUCUGGAUUCCUGGCUCUAAACUUCAGUGGGCGUCUCAAGUACCUGCACUUCCAGGGAAAUGUCGGGGCCGAUGGGACUGUGGUGCAUCCUCAGCUCGCUCUGUUCGCCAUCGCCACACCUGUGCAGUCCCCCUCGGUCAUGGAGAUCCGCACCAAAACCUUCAUCUUCCAGACCAAACACAGAAUGGACUUUGCUCCUAUGAGCAUUGACACAAGGGGGAAGCUGGUGUUGGGUUAUACGGAGGUAGAGUUGGUCACACCAGGCUCUGGGUAUCAGUUCGUCCACGCUGCUGACAUGAUGUACUGUGCUGACAACCACCUCAGGAUGAUGAAAACCGUAGACAGUGGCUUCACGAUCUUCAGGCUGCUGACUAAAACAAAACAGUGGCUGUGGGUUCAGGCCCAGGCUCGGGUAGUCUUCAAGAAAGGGAGACCAGACUUUAUCAUCGCUCGGCAGAAAGCCCUCACAAAUGAAGAAGGAGAGGAACAGUUGCGCCAGAGAAGACAGCAGCUCCCGUUCAACCUUGCCACCGGUGAAGGUGUCCUGUAUGACGUUUCUCUGGACCCCCUCUCCAUCCCUGGUUCUCCUGACACCGGCACACCAGGAACCUCCGAGCCCACAGCGGAGAAACCUCUGGACCCAGCCUCGAUCAUGGGAUCCCUUCAUCGGCAGGACCGCUCUCUUUACACGCAGCCAGAGAAUCCCAGUCCCCAGCUCCCAUUCUUCUCCCAAACAGAGGACAUUGAUUUUGAACAACCCCAGCCGUCCCUGGAACAAGCCUUUCUGGACAGCCACGCUCUGCUCAGUGUGCCGGCUCAGAGCCAGACCUUGCAGAAGAGGUCCAGCCCAGCAGACCUCGCAUCAGAGGCCAUGAUUGAAUCUUUGGAGCAGAUUUUGGGAGAUAUCGGGGACGGAGGGAUCGAGGGCCUUGAGGUGGAGGAGACCGAGCUGAGGGAGUGGGAGAAAACCCUCAUCAGGAUGAAUAAAGAGAGGGAAAAUACAUCGGAUGAUCUCAAUCACAUCCUGGCUAAUGAUGUGUUCUCAUAUGUGGAGGAGGCUCUGAGGAGAGAGACUGAUGGACCUGCUGUCCAGGCUUCAGGUCAGACUGGGUGUCCUGUUUCUGGCAUGAUCAGCAGUUUAUCCAUUCAAGGUGAGCAUCCUGGGUUGUCACAUAAUGUGCCACAGUGGCAGCCAGUGACGGACAUGGAAUCUAAUCAGACUGGGUUUGAAGGAGAAGCUCGGUUGGGAAAUAUUCCUGGUGGUGUUGGUAGGUACAGACUGAAAAGUGCUUCACAAGCUGUUGUUCAGGGAACGCCAAGCACACUAACACCCAGUCAGUGUCGAAUCACUCAGCAGGGACACUCCUCUUCUCUGUGGCCUCCAAUCAGCAGCAAUCACCACUGUGGCAAUGAGAUGAUGUCAACACAGACACAUCUGUCAUGGCUUCCAUCCACACAAAACACUAACACUAUUCACAGCAGACUUCAAUCUGGCUUGGAAGUGAUGGACCAAAGUGAGCACUAUUCUCUAAACCACUCCGGUUCACAGCAGACCUCCGAGGAGCUCCGGCCUCAGGACCCCGCAGAGUGGCAACAACAACGGCAGCUGUCGCAAAGUUUUCACCACCGCACACUUUCACAUUCUUCUCACACACCAGGCAGCGUGAACUCAACAGCUCACCCACGAACACAGCGAUUAUCCGGCAGCUGCAUGUAUGAAAAAAGAGAAGGUCACAUACCAAACAGUGCGACUGUACUCAGCAGACCGAACGGGCCCCUCCUGGGACCCGCGUGUACCAGAGGAGCCACACAUGCUGCAGGGACCACCACAAACGCUUCAACCUUUACCCUGUCUCACCUCGGCAUCAACCAGGGGAUGAUGUCCGGUCCCAGCACAGAUGUGGGCAACAUCAGCAUGGGUCACCUGAGUGGACACGACGCACACGUAGGGACGCAUCGACCGGAGUAUCGCGCUGAAAACGGAUUAUUACAGUCGUCAUUCUUCUGUUGGAACAGUGAAGCUCAGAUUCCCAAUGGUUCCCUGAACGGCGUUGUCGACCAGUUUGCCUUCCCCGUCAUUCCUGAUGGGACCAUCAAUCUUUCCCAGAACACCGGGCUAUAGAGACGUCGGCCCUGCAUUGAUAGAUGAGCAUCCAUCAGUGACUCAGAGAGAACUUCUGAGAUCAUUCCUUCACUGAGAGGAAGAGAUGAUUGCUGGGUCUGCUGUGGCUCACCAAUGAAUAUGGACCUUCUCAUUUCAAUCUAAGAAAACCUCGGCUGCACCACGGUCUUGUUAUCAUCAUGUAAGUGUCCCAUCGAAUAUUGACCUGACCAAUAAUUAGCUGUUUUACAUAAAUCCGAUAUGUAGCAGAAGUGUCCUGUCAGCAGAGAUGAAGCAUGAACCAAUGGUUUUAUUUUAUGAGUUAAUCUAUCAGAAGCAGAUCUGUCAUUGAGGUGCUGUUUCACUGUGUCAAACCCGGGGCUGUGGGACUUGUUUUGGUGAAACAUGUGCAGGUGGGAAAGCGAGAACUGUUCUUGAUUGGUUGAACUGAAUCUUCAAUCAACACGAUACAGGCUGGAAGUGAGAGGGGAGGAAAACGCAGCCUGUUCAACUGAUGAGUCAGAAAUAGACUUUGGCUGUUGGAGGAUGGAGAAUGAUAUCAUCUCAUCUCCAUCAUAUAUAACUUCUUGUAUCUAGUCUGCCUGAAGAAAUGAAUCGUAAGCAUUUACAAAUCAACAGAUGGUAUAGGAAACUGAAACCGUUCUAACAGAGUCUUACAAAGAUGACCAUGAAAGGAAAAACUACAGCUCCCAUGAAAAUCAGCUGCAGAUGUGACAGUACUCACAGUAAACGCUACAUUUAUGAAUAACACCAGUUACUCACAAAGUGCAGCGCUGUGGCUCCCGAGUCCUGAGCACUUCUGCUGAAUUGUGAAAGUUUGCCGUUUAUUACAAGCCACUAAAACAGAAUAAAUAUUUAAUAAACAAUUAUAUAAGCUAUGGUCCUUAUCAAAACAAAGUGUCUGAAGUCCUGGUUGCACUUUGGCUCUCUAGAAACCAGAGGAGAUUACAUUCUAGUUCUUUGCUGCACUUUGCCUUUGGCAGUUUGUCUCAUUGAACACAUGCAGUACUUAGUAUUUACUUCCAGCUCUAUAUUGUGCUCAAGCUUUAGUUUUGUCCACCAGUUAUAAGAUGCUUUGGCCAAAUGAGUAAAAUGUAAUGUAAAUGAUAUCAUGAAUCCCCUUAUGUGGCUUUAAAAGCAAAGAAAAUGUUAUUUGCAUUAAUGUUGUGUGUUGUUUUUCUCUCCAAAGAGAUUAUUUGGAUUUUGCUCAGCCAUGAAAUGAAAGAGUGCAAUGUAGAAAAAUCAAUCUUUACCCAAAGCUGACGCAGCGUUGUUGGGAGCAACUUUAACCGUCUGAGAGUUACAAUUUUAUGUAGACUCGUAUUAUCUGGUAAUUAAAAAAAAAAGAUUUUUUAACUUUGUAUUGAACAAGUAUGUAAGAAACAAAACACACACGAUGCUGUGUGAAACUAUUGUGGAAGUCAUUUCACGAGAUCAUUUCUUGUUACUUCCCUGAAUCCAGUUUUUAAGGUUUUAAUAAGACCACCCACUGAGCAAUAACCGGUUUAUGACACUAUAACCUAGGUGUAAGCAGGUGUAAGGACAUGUAGAAGUGUUUAUGAACUAAGGCAUUUGUCAGCAUCAAUAAUAAUCCAAUGUUUAAACAGAUGUUGAUAUUAAUAAUACUAUUAAACAGAUACUGUGUUAUUGAUAAGAAAGUAAAAACAGCUAUAAUCAUAUUAGACGAUAUAUAUGUCUCCACAGAUGAGACAAAUCUUUCAGUGUUUUAUAGGACCACUGAUUCUGGAUUUUUGAGGCCACACCUGAAAACAAUAUUAGAGAUUGUUUAACAAACCUGAUGAGGUCAUAUCAGCUGAUUGUAUUUUAUUUUUAACACAAACAUGUUUUUACAUGUUUAAAUAUUUUGCAGUCAGCUUUUUCAAAACCAUUGGAAUUUGUCAUUAAUAAGUUAAUAUAUGGAUUUCUAUAGAUUAAUUAUAUAUGUGAAUACAUAAAAUACUUAUUAUUUAAUAUUCAUUAAAAACAUAUGGGCAUAUUUAAUCAUAAUAACUGUUAUUUUGUCGUUCAGCUUUAUAUUUAUUCAGUAUCCAGUCACAGCUGCUUCAGAGGAUGAGUUAUAAAAGCUGUAACAAUGUCUAAGUGACAUAAAAAGACGUGUUAUAGUGUAUUAUAAACAUGUAAAAAAUUUGGGGAAGGUUAAAAUAAAGUGUUAUCUUAGAAAAACACUUUAUUUAACCUCCAGUGUAGUCUUCAUAAGCAGCCUAUAUGCACCAGAUUAUACACUAUACACUCAAAAAUACAUUCAAACUUUUUUGUUGUAAUUAUUGAUAAAAUUACAGUUAUAGAGUUAAUUUAAACAUAAUUACAGGCAUGCCAGCAUGUUGAGCUGCAUAGUUAAUUCUCAACCUUUAACUGAGAAAGUGGAAUAAACAAAUGAAAAAAGCAGAACUCAAAGUUCACUUGAGCUUCCAGUCGGAUCUCAACGCUUGUCACAGGAGAUGGAGUUUCCUCAGAGAGAGUAAGGAAAAGUGUUUUUAAAUAAAUUAAUGAAACAGUUAAUAAUUAUUCAUAGAAAAUAUGAGGACAUAUUUUAUAAUAUAUAAAUACCACUGUGUUAUACUAUAUUUUAACCAGUUACAGAUGCUUCACACAAAUAACAUUACAAGAAACAGCUACAUUGUAUUGUCUUAUAAAGCAUUUAUUCGUUUUUUUUUUACAAAUGCCAGAUACUGAAAGAACGAAGUGUUUGUCCCAGACAGCCUGUUAGACUUUAUACGUUCUGUUGGAUUCUUGGCACUUUUGUAAUGUUUUCGUCUGGCAUGAUUAUUUUGGAGACGUGGGAGAGAGACGGCAGACCGAGUGCUAACUGUGAACAGAUUGAAAUUAGGCAGCGUGACUCAGAACUGUAAAAAGCUAUUGUAUCAUUUUACCUAAGAAAUCCUGAAUCAACAUGAAAAUGUGGUUUUGUUUUGUCAAGUCAUGUUGAUAAAGUAAAUAUGCACCUGAAUAAAUUUUGUUGUACUUGUAGAAGAUUAUUAUUGCCAUAUUAUUCUGUGUCUGGAUAAUUAACGGUAAUGUUACCCUCUGUAUUCUUUGUGUGCAAAAUAUAACCACUGGGGACAAGUGUCAUUUAUUUUUGCCAUUAAAGAAUUGUAACCCCUCG